Molecule: messenger RNA, 630 nt
Organism: Frieseomelitta varia
Lineage: Eukaryota; Metazoa; Arthropoda; Insecta; Hymenoptera; Apidae
Exons: 5
Coding region: 102-530 (142 amino acids)
Molecular function (GO): odorant binding
Source: RefSeq, a predicted model, not a curated record
AAUAGAAGUACGAAACGUUGUCCAGCUAGUUGAGGAAGGAAGCUGCGUUUCAAACGUCGAUUUUAAUCUUUCUCCGUCUCGUCGAAGAGAACACCGAAAGCAUGAGGAUCGCCGUCAUAUUUCUCUGCACGUUAUACUUCGCUUGCACGCUGAGUCGUGCCGAUAAAUUUGGCGAUAUAAUCACGUGUAUCCAAGAAAUGGACCUGAAGCUUGAGAAUGUCUUAUCUUUGAUGAAUGACGAGACUGCCGAAGGAAAGCAGCAAUAUGGAUGUCUUCUAGCAUGUGUCCUACAGAAAAAGGACGCGAUGGUUGGUAACACGUUCAAAAUAUCAGUGAUCGAAAAUUAUAUCGCUAAAUUUUUCGAUAAUGAUGAUGAGAAAGAAACUAUGCUUCAACAUAUAAACCACUGCAUCUCUCAAGCUGAAAAUGAUGACGAAUGCGUAGCUGCCCGCCAGUUCAUUGACUGCAGCAAAGAGCAUCUGGAUCACAUGGAUCUUAGAAAAGUAUUAGAAAAAGUGACUAUAGCUUAACGCUCUUUCAAUUCGUCCACAAACGUUGGAAACAUUCUCGAUUUUGUCAACAAGUUGAAUUAAUUGUACAAGUUUGUCAAUAAAGUAAGAAGCAUUCGAA